AUGGAAGCAUCAUCUGCGGGUCGGACUAAUAUUAGUAAUGUUUCCGAAUCAAACCGAAAUGCGAACGGAAUAAGCGAAGGGGACUUGGCCGGGAAUGACGCUUCCAUGGUGACCGCUUCAGUCAGCCUGGCUCUCAUCAUGCUAGUGUCACUACUGCUGAACAUCUUGGUGACAGUCGCUGUCGCUAGAGGGAUGCGGAGUCAUAAAAUGAACAACUCGCUUCUGAUGCUGAAUUUGACCGUGUCCGGGCUUGCUCUGACCAUCCUAGGGAUGCCGCUGUCCCUGGUGUCCGUGUUCGACAGAGGGCUAUUGCUGAGUGGACUGGACAGUCUUUGCAACGUGAAUGGUUUCGUGUCCGUGUUCCUGGCCAUGGCAACCACUCUGUCUCUCACGGCCAUCGCAGUAGAUCGCUACCUUGCCAUCUGUAAAGCGGCCAAGUACAGGAUCAUCCUCACGCCCUCCCGCACACACACCGUUCUGGUAGCCAUCUGGGUCGUCUCUGCCAUCGGCGCUCUUCCUCCGGUCUUCGGGUGGGCGGAGUUCGAGUACAACCCGGCUACGUACCACUGUUCCCCCGCUUGGCACUCCCCGCACGGCUCGGGCUACCUCGUCUUUUGCCUGAUCGUUGCGAUCGUUCUGCCAAUUGGUGUCAUGCUCGUCUGCUACACGCUUAUUUUCGUAACGGUUCGUAGAAGUAGUAGACGGGUCGCAUCGAUGAAUGAACAGAACAACGCACGAAACAGAUCUUUGGAAAACGGACUGAAAACGGUUACCGGUACGGAGCGUCCUAGCCUGUAUCAUAACGAAGUCAGGCUGCGGCUUGGCGGUGAAAAUGUGGAGACUGAAAAACAGGACACUGUGUUUUCGAUUCGACUCCAGUGGCGACCAAAAAGUGAGCCAAAUCGUGAAACCGAAACAAACGACGAGGACAUCGGCAUCGGCGCUGCUAAGGCACGCUUACUGCAUAGGUCGCUAUCGUCUCAAUGCGAGGAGAGCAAGAGACAUACCUACAGUUACUGUGUUGAAGGCUGCGGCAAAAACACAGCGUUCCAUGUCUACACAGCUUUCCAUGCCUCCACUGCGUUCCAUGUCAACACAGCGUUCCAUGUCAACACAGCGUUCCAUGUCUACAGAGCGUUCCAUGUCUACACAGCUUUCCAUGCCUCCACUGCGUUCCGUGUCUACACAGCUUUCACUGCUGCGUUCCAUGCAUCCAGUGCGUUCCAUGCCAACACAGGUUCCCAUGGCAACACAGCGUUCCAUGCCAACACAGGUUCCCAUGGCAACACAGCGUUCCAUGCCAACACAGCGUUCCAUGGCAACACAGGUUUCCAUGCCAACACAGCGUCCUAUGCCAACACAGGUUCCCAUGGCAACACAGAGUUCCAUGGCAACACACGUUUCCAUGGCAACACAGUGUUCCAUGUCAACGAAUGUUUCCAUGGCAACACAGCGUUCUAUGUCAACACAUGUUUCCACGCCAAAACAGGUUUCCAGACCAACACAGCGUUCCACGUCAACACAGCGUUUCACAGACAUUUUGAAGAGAGAAGAAGCGUGGACAUCCCGAAAGCGUUCCGAGUCAGCCAGGGGAGGAGGGUUCGCGAUCAGCAGAGAAAACAGAGGAAAAUCGCCAUCACCGGUGUGAUGCUGGUAUUGGCGUACAUCACAUGUUGGGGACCCUACACCAUUCUUAACGUACAGGCCAGCACGGCGCCGCUGUGGGCCUACACCCUGGCCAUGUGGCUGGGCUAUACCAACUGUGUGGUCUGUCCCGUGGUGUACGCGCUCACCAACAGGCACGUCAUGCAGGAGAUCAGGGCACUGUGCGCGCCGCGGCAACAUGCGGGGAGAUAG
Messenger RNA from Branchiostoma belcheri (Belcher's lancelet), 1857 nucleotides. RefSeq names its product 5-hydroxytryptamine receptor-like. NCBI's taxonomy places the organism in Eukaryota, Metazoa, Chordata, Leptocardii, Amphioxiformes, Branchiostomatidae. Gene Ontology annotation, biological process: G protein-coupled receptor signaling pathway. The transcript has 5 exons. Gene Ontology annotation, molecular function: G protein-coupled receptor activity. The record is from RefSeq and is a predicted model, not a curated record. Gene Ontology annotation, cellular component: membrane. The coding region runs from base 1 to 1857 and encodes 618 amino acids.